AUGGCACCUUACCUAUGCCUGAAGCAACCCACCAUGACCAUGAAGCCUGGGAUCAAAGCAACAUCAAUAUCAUGGAUCCUGAACACUCUUAUCGACUCUAUAGCUGAAGCAACUAUGGACAAUGAAACUGCCCAGGAUCUCUGGAAAGACCUCCAGGAGCGGUAUGGCGAAGUGGAUUCAAUCUGCUUAGCUAAUGUUCGAGCUCAAAUCUCAACCUGCAAACAGGGCACCACCUCUGUUACUAACUACUACAACAUAUUAGAAGUCCUUUGGAAGGAGUACCUCUCUUUCAAAUCAAUCCCUACUUGUGAAUGUGCUACUACUCCACAUACCAUCUAUUGUGUCACUUAUGUUUUUGUGAACCAGGAACAAGACCACACCAUUGACUUCAUUACUGGUCUAAAUGAAAAUUUUGAGAUGACCAAGAACCAACUCCUGCUCAUGGACUCUGCUCCCGACCUGAAGUCUGCCUAUAAAUAUGCCUUGAAGCUUGAAAGACAAAUGGGCAAACAAUCUCUGAAAGACAGUUCAGGGGUUGAUUUAGUGGCUUUAGCUGUGUCUCAGCAGCCCAAGGGUAAGGAUCCACGAGGGCAUCCAACAACUCCACCACCACUCUACGCCUCUCCAAUGAUGACUGCACCAUACUUUUGA
Molecule: messenger RNA, 651 nt
Organism: Linum trigynum
Lineage: Eukaryota; Viridiplantae; Streptophyta; Magnoliopsida; Malpighiales; Linaceae
Source: the annotation of a GenBank genome assembly